Protopterus annectens (West African lungfish) is the source of this 2096-nucleotide messenger RNA. Its product is annotated as CAP-Gly domain-containing linker protein 1-like. The coding region runs from base 239 to 1861 and encodes 540 amino acids. NCBI's taxonomy places the organism in Eukaryota, Metazoa, Chordata, Ceratodontiformes, Protopteridae. The transcript has a single exon. The record is from RefSeq and is a predicted model, not a curated record.
UUUGUAAUUAUGACGUUGCAAGUAACCAAACGAACUCUAUAUUUUAAAGUUAAUAAAUUCAGCAUUAUGCGUCAUAACUUCUGCCUAUUUCGGGGUAUCGUAGAGAAUGUAGAAGCAGAGAUGUUAAAGAGAAACUGCUCAUGACACAGAAAGCCGGUUAAAUAAUAUAGAAUAAAUAGCUCGUUGGCUUAAAAAGGAAGGAAGUCUCUUGGCAGACUACAAAAACCGAGAAAGAAAUAUGUCACAGGAAGGUAGAGAUCUCAAUCAUCCAACUACGGGAAAUGUUGCCAAUUCUUUCAGAAACCACUCUAAAGUAAGAAUAAUUGACAAUGAAGAGUGUGGCGCAAAGUAUGUCGGGCAGUUUAGAGCAACUUCUGACCAGUUUUUCAAAAAUGCUCUGCUUGAGAGUUUAUACACUAUGCAGGAGGUACAGCAUACGAUUGUAAGAACCAUCAUAGCGCGUGAUGGAGAGAGAGCCAUGGCCACUAAACUGAGUAGCUGUAUGAAACAGCUGGUGGAUGAACUGAUUUCACUCGAAAGUGGUCAAAAAAAGGCAAGAUCGCCUUUUCGACUUCUAAGAAAACGGCAUGCUGAGACGACGUUGCAUGAUAUUCUGGAGGAGAAAACACAGCAACUUCAGCAGCUCAUGGAAGAACAGGGCAUGUGGCGCUCUGAAGCUCAGCAACUGGCUAGAAAAGCAUGGGACCUUAUAACAGAAUUAGAUUCAAUCUGGCAUCGCCACAGACAGGAAAUACUAAACAUCGAAAUCCACAUGCAACAUAUGAGGAGACAGAUGGAGGAACACCAAAAUCAGUUAGAAAAAGAACAGCUGAAAGUGGAUGAUCUACACUUAUGUAUUGCAGCAGGAAAGGCUAUUAUCGAAUACACAAAGGCCAAACUAGAGAAAAUGCAAAUGUUGGUGGAGGUCGCUGACAAAGAGAAGGAGAACCUUCACAACCAGUCAGAAGAAGAGAGGAGGAAAGUGAAAGAACUUCAAUGUGUUGAAGCAGGACUAGUUGCUGUUGAAAACGCAAAGGCUGGACUGGAGCAGAUCUGCAGACAGUUGGAUAUAGCUGAUAAAGAGAAGGAGAAACUUUGCAACCAGUUAAUAGAAGAGAAGAGAAAGGUGGAAGCCAUUCAGUCAGGAAGUGAUAUGAAACUGACUGCUAGCAAAAACACAGACAUGAAACUGGAAGAGAUCUGCAGACAACAACCGGUCACUAACAAAGAGAAGAAUGAACUUUGUCGCCAUUUAGAAGAAGAGAAGGGGAAAAACCUUCAAUCAUGUGUUGAAGAAGGGCUAUCUACUAAUGCAAACAGAGAGGCAAAAUUGGACCAGAUCCACAAACAGCUGGAAACCACUGAAAAAGAAAAGGCGGAACUUUACAGCCAUUUAGAAGAAGAGAAGAGAAAAGUAAAGAACCUUCAAUCAUGUAUUGAAGUGGCGUUGGCUACUAAUACAACCACAGAGACGAAACUGGAGCAGACCUACAAACAGUUGGAAGCCACUGUCAAAGAGAAGGAGAGACUUCAUAACCAUUUAGAAGAAGAGAAGACAAAGGUGAAGGAUCUCCAGUUGCGUAUUGAAGCAGAACUGGCUACUAAUGAAAAGAAUGAAGAAUUUAAAAAGCUCUUCCAUAAAGAAAAGGAGAAAAACACCUGUCUCUGUGAAGAAAUGAACAAUCUAAAGCUAACAGUUGCUCAGAGCUUUGAGAAGGUUACAGCACUAGAAGGCCAUAUUGUUAAACUCAGGGAAGAGAUAGAAAGAAGCCAAAAAGAAGUAGCUUCUCAAGAGACUCAGACAGAUGUGAUUAAUCACAAAAGAAGGAGAAUACCCUUUAUGUUUAUGGGCAUGUAUUAAAUAAAUACAUUACAUUGCGCAUAUAUUUACUCAAUUAUACCAUUCAUUUUAUUGGACUGCCACACAUUAACCUUUUCUAACUCUGUGCAUUUCAGGCUGACCCAAUUUGGUAGUACUGCCUGAACGUUUCUUCAGAGAAUGCAUGGGAAAUUAUAUGCUGGUGUAAGGCAAGUCAUUCUUGAAGUUUCUUGAAGCUCAGAACUACAAAGAGUGGCCAGAGUAAGUGAAUGAAGGC